AUAGUGAAAUUUGGUAUCUGUUAUUUUAAAAAGUAAGCUAGAAAAUCAAAACAGCUGAUAAGUGAUGAAAAGUUAGUCUCAAAUAAUUUUAAUUGGUAUUUAUCUGAUACAUAUCGGAUUUAAAAAUGGCAGAGAUACAGACGUUAAUUGAGAUGGGAUUUCCGAAAGACAGAGCUGAAAAAGCUUUGGCAGUGACAAAUUACAAAGGUGUAGAGCCGGCAAUGGAGUGGUUACUAGCUCACGCUGAUGAUCCCGAGCCUAGUCCGGGACAUAUAGUUGGUGAAAACCAACCACAAAGCAGCAGCGAACCCCCUGAUGCGGCUGCCGACACGCAGUCCAAAGAGGCAGCCGAGGAAGAAGCGAAGUCAUUUAAAUGUGACGAAUGUGGCAAACUGUUCAAAAAUCAGGAUGAAAUGGAAUUUCAUGCUGCGAAGACGAACCACAGUAGUUUUUCAGAAUCCACUGAAGAGAAGAAACCUUUGACUGAAGAGGAAAAAAAAGCGCAGCUGGCUUUACUGGAGGAGAGAAUGAAACAGAAACGUAAAGAAAGAGAGGAGAGAGAGAAGGCUGAAGCAUUAGAACGAGAGAGGCUGCGUAUCAAAUCGGGGAAGGACUUGCAGGAGGCUCGGCAAAGAAUGCAGGAACAAGAAAUGCAGAAGCUGGUUGAGCAACGAAGAAGGGAGAAACUUGAAGAUCAACGAGCAAGAGAGAGAGUUCGUGCACAAAUAGAAGCAGACAGGCAGGCUAGGAAACAAGCCCUAUCUGGUCAACCGGCUCCGGAGCCAGCCCCAGCACCAAUCCCAGCACCAGUAGCAAGCAACCCCACACCCAGAACGUACGAUUCAGCUAGGAUCCAGCUCAAAUUACCCGACGGACAGUCAAUAUCGCACACAUUCAGUGCCAAGGAGCAGUUGGCGGCUGUAAAAUUGUAUCUGCAAAUGAAUAAGCCCGAGUUUGCUGACAAUGACAACUUCAAGUUGAUGACAACAUUCCCAAAGAAGGUAUUCACCUUUGAGGACUACGAGAAGCCGUUAGAAUGUUUAGGUCUUGUGCCGUCUGCGGUUAUAAUUGUGUCCAGAGGUAAUUAAGGUCACAAGUGACUUAAGUCCAUGCUAUGUCAUUGACCUUCAUGUAGGUACGUCUCUGGGUGUAUAAUAACUAAUAAAAUCUCAUUGAGCUAAAGGUAACAUUAAUUUAUAAUGUGUCUAUAAAGUUUGGUUGUUUCAAUAAAGAUAAUUAUUAAGGUG
This is a messenger RNA of Danaus plexippus (monarch butterfly), 1247 nucleotides long. Its product is annotated as UBX domain-containing protein 1. The transcript is spliced from 6 exons. Gene Ontology annotation, molecular function: protein binding. The coding region runs from base 126 to 1088 and encodes 320 amino acids. Lineage: Eukaryota; Metazoa; Arthropoda; Insecta; Lepidoptera; Nymphalidae. The record is from RefSeq and is a predicted model, not a curated record.